AUCACUUUCUCCAGCACGGCUGUCAUGGCGCUGACGAGGCCGAGGACUUCUGCGGCGUCAAACUUUAAUUUCGGCUCGAUUUGGAAUAUCAGCUCUUAUAUUUGCUCUCUAAAAUCUUCUUUCCUCGACGAGUGCACGCUUUGAUGAAAUCCUCAUUCUGAACUUGACCACCAGUGAGACACAGUGAGAGGAAAGAUGGAGAAACCAGUUCUCCAGACGCAGCCGUCCACCCUACCUUUUUUUGACUCUUCGCACGCCUUCAACCUCCUGAGAGGAAUCCAUGAGCUUCGAGCUGAGCGGAAGUUUUUCGAUGUGACUUUAUGUGCCGAGGGGCGGGAGUUCCACUGCCACCGCACUGUGUUGGCUGCUGCCAGCACCUACUUCCGUGCCAUGUUCACCGGGACGUUGAGGGAAAGCGUAAUGGACAGAGUGGUUCUACACGAGGUGUCAGCUGAGCUUCUCGGCUUACUGGUGGACUUUUGCUACACGGGUCGGGUCACGGUCACUCAGGACAACGUGGACCUUCUGCUGAAGACGGCCGAUUUGUUCCAGUUCCCCUCGGUGAAAGAGGCCUGCUGUGCGUUUCUGGAGCAGCGUCUGGAUGUCUCCAACUGCUUAGAAAUACAAGACUUUGCAGAGGCUUACGCUUGCAGGGAGCUGGCGACUAGUGCACGCCGCUUUGUCCUAAAAAACAUAAUGGAGUUGGCGAAAGGAACAGACUUUGAGCGGUUGCCAUGGAAGCGUCUAUUAGAGUUUGUGUCUGACGACGAGCUUUGCGUGGAUAAGGAGGAGACGGUCUACCAAAUCGCAGUGCGUUGGGUAAAGGCUGAUCUGCAGCGACGGCUGCAUUACUGGCCCGAACUCCUCCAGCAGGUCCGCCUCCCAUUCGUCAGGCGGUUCUUCCUCCUGGCCCACGUGGAAAGUGACCCGCUUGUCUACCUGUCACCCACCUGCCUCCGCAUGGUGAACGAAGCCCGCAGCUUCCAGUCCUGUGAAUACGACCGCCACGACAGGUCGUGCCACCGCAUGCGGCCUCGCCCCUCUACGGGAUUGGCGGAAAUCCUGGUGGUGGUCGGAGGCUGUGACCAGGACUGCGAUGAACUGGUCACUGUGGACUGUUACAAUCCUCAGACUGGACAGUGGCGCUACCUGGCCGAAUUCCCCGACCACCUUGGAGGAGGUUACAGCAUAGCAGCCCUCGGAAAUGAUAUGUAUGUCACAGGAGGUUCUGACGGCUCCCGCCUGUACGACGGCGUGUGGCGCUACAAGUCCAGUGUAAACGAGUGGACGGAGGUGUCGCCCAUGCUGAAGGCCCGCGAGUACCAUAGCUCGUGCGUGCUGAAAGGCCAGCUGUACGUGGUGGCGUCAGACAGCACCGAGCGCUACGACCAGGCUCUGGACUGCUGGGAGGCCUUGCCGGGCAUGCUGCACGCCAUGGACAACUGCUCCACGACGGCGUGCAACGGCCGCCUGUACGCCAUAGGUUCUCUGACCGGCGAGGAAACCAUGGCCAUCCAGAGCUACGACGCCGACACCAACCGCUGGACCAUGGUCAACUGUGGACAGCUGCCUCCCUGGUCCUUCACUCCCAAAACAGUGACCCUCAAUGGCCUCAUUUACUUUGUUAGGGAUGACUCGGCGGAGGUUGAUGUUUACAAUCCACAAAAGAACGAGUGGGACAAAAUUAGCCCCAUGAACCAGGUCCACGUCGGAGGCAGCGUGGCAGUCCUGGGCGGUAAGCUGUUCGUAUCCGGCGGUUACGACAACACGUUCGAGCUGUCGGACGUCGUGGAGGCGUACGACCCGACAAACCGUGCCUGGACGGUGGCCGGACGGCUCCCCCAGCGGACCUUCUGGCACGGCAGCGUCAGCAUUUUCCGCCAGUUCAUGCCGCUGGUGGCCAGCUCGUUUGAACCCACCGACACACCCGAGUCCAACGCCAUACACCUCCACCGACACCAGCGGCACCAAGCGCUCCACAACCUCAACAACAAUCUGAACCAGAACCAGGAUGUAAACCCAGCGCAUUGAUGCGGUCAUGCAUGCUCACCGUGUUCUCUCUUUGCAAAAGUAUUAAAUCUUAGAGUAUUUUGAGUUUAGUUUUUAGUGCAAAUAUUUUAUUACACGUGAAGUAAGACAAAACUAACUUACAAGUAUAACCUUUCAGCAAGAUAUGACUUUUAAGUAAAUUAUUUCUUAAUAUUGAUGAUAGAAAUAAUCUGCUGGUGGAACUCGUAUGUUUUCAUCCAUAGUAACGAAUUGCUGACUAAGCUCUUAUUCAAAUUAAAGUACACUUUAAUAAUCCCAAAGGGAAAUAUUGUAACUCAUAUAAAUUCAAAAUUCUUUAUAACAGGCUGAAAAUUUACUUCCAAGUUAGUUUAGUCAGUGCAAAUACCUUAGAAUACGAAAUCAAAAAGAUGUUUCGGAAGUUUACCUCAUUGCUGCAAGGAUUGGUGGGAAAUCUCGAUUGGGAAUGAUGUAAUUGCUUGGUAUUGAUUAGAUAUGAUGUGUUGCUGCUCAAUAACUAUGAGAUGGGUUAUAGAUUUUGAGCUCUUCUACCGGUACAUCUUGCCUCUGACAGAGUGAAGGAACAGCAGAAGGAUGAUUGUGAAAACAGUUAAAAGCACUUUAACUUUUAACAAUCAUAUUAUUUUCUCAAUAAGCUCCAAAUAAUUUUAAACAUUUUUCUUGUGAAAGUGCUGAAAUAAUCUCUGUUAUUUAGACCAUGGUGUGUGUAUCAUCACACUCUAAGGUACCUGGAGUUUUUUUUUCUUUUUUCUUGACUCUAAUGCAUGAAAGAAGACUGCAUAUAAUUUAAAAACAUAAUCCACAUUAUUUUCCUUACAUGUUUUUUUAUUUAUCAUCACAGUGUGCAUCUGCUAGGGAAAUAGGUCGAGAUUUAUAACAUUAGCAUCAUUUGAUGUGCAGAAAAGCUUUGAAAUGAUUGGGUAACAUCCAACCUAUAUGUAGUUUUACCCAUUGUUCAAAACUGCUUAAUUUUUGUUGAUGCAUGGUUUCUGGUGAUUUUCAGCCCUCUUGUGGAUUUUUCUUGUCACUACCUGGGGUUAGAGACAAUUAAUUUGUGCUGUCUAAUAUUUUUUACUCUUUUUCUGUGUAUUGAUAGGCAACUUUGAGUUUUAGAUAAGCUGUUUGUAUGCCUUUAUAAAAGGGUGAAACUCUACUAAAGAUACAGAUUGGACUUUUUUGUUUUCACUUUGACCUGCAGAUAUGUUUUCACUGCAGUUCCCAAGUAUUCAAGAUCACAACUGCAUAGAAUCACAUAAAACUAAUGACCUUCAUGAAAUAUAUUUGUUGUUUCUGGAUAUCUCAUGUUCCAAAGCAUCCAUGUGCAUUUUAGGAUUCUUAGGUUUCUUUUGCAUUCAGAUGCAUUUCCAUUUACAGAUCAAAAGCUUUAACUCAUGUUGUUAAAAAGAUCUGGGGACUUUAAGGGUCGGGGUAUAUUGUGGUUGACGCAGGAUUUUGAGAUUUGCUGCCGAUUCAGUUUGUUUUAAACGCAGUUCUAAAUUAGCAGCAUUUUUCUACAUGGAAAUUACAAUUAAUCCGAAAUUUGCUGUUAAAUGUUUACAUUCCCUAACUGCUCUUAAGUUUCACAACAGACUUGCAUUUCUUCUGUUCAGUGUGAGAAAUUAGUAAUGGUCUGAAGGACUCCAGCUUGCAGUGUUGACUUUUAUUUAGAUGAUCUGAUUCUAGUUUCUUGGUUAUACAUCAAUCUUCGAAUGUUCAGGUGAAUUGUGCAUGAAAAACUUUCCUUAACCAAAUAUAUAUAAAUAUAUAUAUUUAUAAUUCUCUGGUUUCUGUGCUUAUUUAUGCAUCUAGUUGUAUUGUGCUGGCUUGUAAUGCAUUUCCAACAAUGUUGACUGGAAGUACAAAUGAAUCUCAGUUUGAAAAAAAUGUUUUUGCUUUUAAGUAUGCAGUUUUUGAAGUGUUUUGUGUUGUAAAAGUUUUUAGUUCUCAUAGUUUUGUGAAGUUGAACCAGUGUUGUAAAUACAGCAUAUUUUAAAGAUA
Molecule: messenger RNA, 4026 nt
Organism: Poeciliopsis prolifica (blackstripe livebearer)
Lineage: Eukaryota; Metazoa; Chordata; Actinopteri; Cyprinodontiformes; Poeciliidae
Gene: klhl21
Product: kelch-like family member 21
Exons: 5
Coding region: 196-2031 (611 amino acids)
Biological process (GO): protein ubiquitination
Molecular function (GO): protein binding
Source: RefSeq, a predicted model, not a curated record